UUUCCAUAUUUAAGACAAACAAGUUGCAGAAAAAAACAAGUUGCAAAAAAAAAGAAGGGAAUAAUCUUUGGACCUUAUCAAUGGCUUGUGAGAUUGCAAAUUAAGUAUUUUUCUCCAAGUUUUAGUUUCAAAUCAUCUUCUCCAUUACCAUCUUCAACCCUUUCCCCUCUUAAUCAUUCUUUUUUUUUUUUGUCACAACCCCUCUUAAUCAUUCAUCUCCGAAAAGGUGCUCAAUUAAGUUCAUCCAAGCAUGGCUGACACCAAACAAGAUAUUGAAACUUCGGAGGAUGAGAGGAAGAUAGUGAAGAUAAGCUCCUUUAGAAAGAAAGCAAUAAGCGCAUCAAACAGAUUUAAGAAGUCGUUCAGGAGGAAGAGUCGGAGGACCAGCAGAAGAAUCGUGUCAGAACCAGGUGGCAUCAAUGCCGAUGAUCUUAGGUCUAUUGAUGCAUUCCGUCAACUCCUUCUCCAAGACGACCUUUUACCUACCCAACACGAUGAUCCUCACAUGAUGCUCAGAUUCUUAAGGGCGAGAAAACUUGACACUGAGAAAGCGAAGCAAAUGUGGAGUGACAUGCUCCAAUGGAGGAAAGAUUUCGGAGCCGAUACAAUCAUCGAGGAUUUUGAGUUUGAAGAGAUCGAUGAAGUUGUCAAGCAUUAUCCUCAAGGCUAUCAUGGAGUGGACAAAGAAGGAAGGCCGGUUUACAUUGAGAGAUUAGGCCAAAUCGAUGCUAAUAAGCUGUUACAAGUGACUACAAUGGACCGGUACGAGAAAUACCAUGUAAAAGAGUUCGAGAAAAUGUUCAAUAUCAAGUUCCCUUCUUGCUCAGCGGCAGCCAAGAAGCACAUCGAUCAAAGCACGACCAUUUUUGAUGUGCAAGGCGUGGGGCUUAAGAACUUCAACAAAUGUGCAAGGGAACUUCUACAACGCCUUCUCAAGAUCGACAACGACAAUUACCCUGAGACUCUAAACAGAAUGUUCAUCAUCAAUGCGGGUCCUGGAUUCCGGCUCUUAUGGGGCCCCGUUAAAUCUUUCCUUGAUCCAAAGACGACAUCAAAGAUUCAUGUUCUUGGGAACAAAUACCAGAGCAAAUUGCUCGAAGCCAUUGACGCUAGUGAGUUGCCACAUUUCUUUGGCGGCCGUUGCACUUGUGAAGACAAAGGAGGCUGCAUGCGAUCUGAUAAAGGCCCAUGGAACGAUCCUGAGAUUCUUAAGAUGGUGAAGAACCCUGAGGCCAAGUUCUCGACUAUUUCAGAGGACGAACGCAUACUUGUAGAAGAUGAAAGAUUGAUGGUCUUUGAACCUCUAGAGAGAAAGAAGAAGAGAACCAUCAAAGUCAAUGUGUCUGAGAAACACAUUGCAACUGUUGACAAGUUCAUGGCUUUGUCUUUACCUGAAAAGCCUCCAAAAACCGUCAAAAGAGGGAAUGGGCUACCAAAGAAAGAUGAUGGUUUUCUUGUGGGAGGGGUUAUCGCCUUUGUGAUGGGAAUUCUAGCAAUGGUCCGGCUAUCUAAACACGUUCCACGCAAGCUCACGGAGGCUGCAUUAUUUGGCAACUCAGUUUACAAUGACGAAUCAAAAAUUACUAAACCCUACCAAGAUCAGCUUUCAACACCAGUAUCAAGCUCCGAGUAUGUAUUAAUGGCAAAGAGAAUGUCCGAUCUUGAAGAGAAGUACAUGUCCCUUGAUUCGAAACCAGCGGAUGAUGGUUUAGAGAAAGAAGAUAAACUUCAGGCCGCGCUAAACCGGGUCCAAGUGCUUGAGCAGGAGUUAUCUGAGACCAAAAGGGCUUUGGAUGAAACGAUCACCAAGCAGAAUGGGAUUCUUGAAUAUAUUGAGAAGAAAAAGAAGAAGAAGAAGAGACUGUGUUUCAGGUUCUAAAUCAACGAACCACUUUGACCCCAAAAAAAGAAAAGAAUUCCAGUCUGAAAAUAAGAUGAGAUGAAAAGCACAUGAGGAAUAUAUGCAUAUAUGGUUUUUCUAUAUAUAACUUUGUUGUUAAGCAAAAAGUGGGGUUUGCCACUAGAGGCGUGCUUUGGGUUCUCUCUUGUUGAACAAAAAAGGUUUAUCUCUUGUAAUUUCGAGUGUAUAUUUUGGUAUUCGCUUGCAACUUUUCGUACUUAUACGUAAAUUAA
Molecule: messenger RNA, 2133 nt
Organism: Brassica oleracea var. oleracea
Lineage: Eukaryota; Viridiplantae; Streptophyta; Magnoliopsida; Brassicales; Brassicaceae
Product: phosphatidylinositol/phosphatidylcholine transfer protein SFH7
Exons: 13
Coding region: 251-1879 (542 amino acids)
Source: RefSeq, a predicted model, not a curated record